UCUCUCCCUCCAUCUCUCUCUCUCUCCCACUGCUCUGUUGCUGGGGGACAAGCAGCGGCGGUGGAUCAGUGCGUUGUUUCGGUCGAACCGGGGGGAUUUCGUUUUUCCCUCUCCCCCCUUUUUUUUUCCCCGGACAGGUGCGCUCUCCUCUUGCGCGCUCCCGGACGCGGCGGACAACUGGGGGACCGACCAUGGGGUCAUCAGCAUCAUCUCCAUCAGCAGCAUCCUCAGCAUCUCCAGCGCAGCACUACUUUACUUUGUGCGCGGCGGCGCCGGAUCACGAGAGGAGCGCGCUGAAAUAAAAAAAAAGAAAGAAGAAGAAGCUCUGUGGGGCUUUGUCGUCGAUUUCCAAGCCUGGGAAAGUUUUUCUCCCUUUAUUGCAACUGCUAUUUGUCGCCAAGCGUGCGGAAUGGAGAUCCCAACUUUCCUGCUGUCGGGUCUUGCCCUGCUCUUUGUUGGAGGGGAUAUUUUCACCAGGGCCAUGCUGAGUGACAUUGGGGACUAUGUAGGUAAAGACAUUCAAAUAUCCUGGUUACCUAAUCUGGAUGAGUUAAUGAAGGGCUAUGCCAGAAAUUUUCGCCCUGGGAUAGGAGGUCCCCCAGUGAACGUGUCCAUGGCCAUCGAAGUGGCCAGCAUUGACCACAUCUCUGAGGCCAACAUGGAGUACACCAUGACCGUGUUCCUGCGGCAGAGCUGGCGCGAUGACCGGCUGUCCUACAAUCACACCAACAAGACGCUGGGGCUGGACAGUCGCUUUGUGGACAAGCUGUGGGUGCCCGACACCUUCAUCGUCAACGCCAAAUCGGCUUGGUUCCACGACGUGACCGUGGAGAACAAGCUGAUCCGUCUGCAGCCCAACGGAGUCAUUCUUUACAGCAGCCGAAUCACUUCGACAGUGGCGUGUGACAUGGACCUGACCAAGUAUCCCAUGGACGAACAGGAGUGUAUGCUGGACCUGGAGAGUUACGGUUACUCUUCAGAGGACAUCGUGUACCACUGGUCGGAUAGUCAGAAACACAUCCACGGCCUGGACAAACUGGAGCUCUCCCAGUUUACCAUCACGGACUAUCGGUUUGUCACUGAGAUGAUGAACUUCAAAUCUGCGGGACGGUUUCCGAGGCUCAGCCUUCGCUUCGAGCUGAGACGUAAUCGAGGCGUCUACAUCAUCCAGUCGUACAUGCCUUCCAUAUUACUGGUCGCCAUGUCCUGGGUGUCAUUUUGGAUCAGCCAAUCCGCAGUCCCUGCUCGAGUGUCCUUAGGGAUAACGACUGUUCUCACCAUGACCACGCUGAUGGUGAGCGCCCGCUCCUCCCUGCCCAGAGCAUCAGCCAUCAAGGCGCUAGACGUCUACUUCUGGAUCUGCUAUGUGUUUGUGUUUGCGGCGCUCAUUGAGUAUGCCUUCGCGCACUACAACGCUGACUACCGACUCAAAGAGAAGGCCAAGGUGAAAGCCAACAAGCUCAGCUCUGAGUCCAUCGUGAAGAACGGCAAACAGGCCAUGGUUCUGUUUUCCCUCUCGGUCACUGGCAUGAACCAGGGCGUGAUGAUCUCCAGCCGCCAAGGCCGGACUCAGCGCUCCAGCAGCGAAAUCCCCGGGGAGGGCGGCGCAGAGGAGGUCGCGCCGAGGAGGAGACGGUCCAAGCAGGCGGAGGAGAAAGAGGAGGAGAAAAAGUGCUGUUCCAAGUGCGUCUGCAAGCCCAUCGAUGCCGACACCAUCGACAUCUACGCCAGGGCCGUGUUCCCUUUCACUUUCGCCGUGGUGAACGUGAUCUACUGGGUGGCAUACACCAUGUGAGGAGCAGGCAGCAGGUCUGUGCCAGUGGCUGCCGUCCAGGACUGUAUAUAAGAAACUGCUGGAGCUGUGCCACUUCAAUGCUGUCAGACUGGUACGGCUGAAGUAUACCGCGCGCCGCCGUGAAAAAGAAAAAUACUUGAGAGGAAAUGAGGUGUCACAACCUGUGAAUGUGGAAAUAUGGUAAUUCAAUUGAAGUAGUUAUGAGUAUAACAGAACUUCACGUCUUUAAAUGCAAAUACAGAAGUGUGUCUCUCCAAGGCAAAGGACUGUGUUGGAGAUUCACAUGCUCAGUGAAUAUAGUUUAGAAUCCAGAUUUCCGCAUCAUCCUCAACACGGGACACUCCAACCAGUCCUCCUGCUUGCUCGCCCUGGAGCGCUGAACACAGGCUCACCUCAUUUAAACACAAAUUGCCGUAGUUAGCUUAACUAACUUGAAGCCACAACCUGGAGUGAACCGCCUGUUACCUCAAUAAAAAAAAAAAAGCAAAAGCGCAAGAGGAUAACAAGAUGAGGUGUACUACUGUUCUGCAUGGCUGAGAACUCACUCACCCUCCUCCCCAGUCAUCACCACCCUUCUUUGCCUCUUUCGUCUUUGGUCCUCCACCCAUUUCCCCCCCCCAACUCACCUUUUGUUUAGGAAACUGUCUGGAGUGUCUUAUCUCCUGCUGCCAGUUCUUGCCUGUUUCCUCCCCAUUAAAGGACUUCCUUCCACUA
Scophthalmus maximus (turbot) is the source of this 2509-nucleotide messenger RNA. It is a transcript of the gene gabrd, whose product is annotated as gamma-aminobutyric acid type A receptor subunit delta. The transcript has 9 exons. Lineage: Eukaryota; Metazoa; Chordata; Actinopteri; Pleuronectiformes; Scophthalmidae. Gene Ontology annotation, biological process: chemical synaptic transmission; nervous system process; regulation of membrane potential. Gene Ontology annotation, molecular function: GABA-A receptor activity; neurotransmitter receptor activity; extracellular ligand-gated monoatomic ion channel activity. The record is from RefSeq and is a predicted model, not a curated record. Gene Ontology annotation, cellular component: membrane; GABA-A receptor complex; synapse. The coding region runs from base 410 to 1795 and encodes 461 amino acids.